Nylanderia fulva is the source of this 1299-nucleotide messenger RNA. RefSeq lists its product as uncharacterized. Lineage: Eukaryota; Metazoa; Arthropoda; Insecta; Hymenoptera; Formicidae. The record is from RefSeq and is a predicted model, not a curated record.
CAGUCGACCGGCGACGGCGGCGACUCCUCGGUCCAAUUGGCUCCGAUAAUUGCAAAUGGUCGUUUAAUAACAGAUGAUUGAACGCGUACCGCGGCGCGCGGCGUAGCAUUUAUCUGUCAAAAGCGGUGGCGGCCGGCCCGACGAAACGGUGAUGCGCCGCCGGCUGACACGCGUCCAUUGAACGUUGAACCGGCGAGGUGCUGGACUCGGGAACGCGUUUUCAUUUCUGACGACAACACAACGACGACACACGACGACGACGACGACGACGACGACGACGCGGCGCCAAGUGCGAGAGAGUGACAGAGAGAGCGUGACGCGAGUGAGCAUAGCGGGCGACCUUUGAAUAAUCGCGUCCGUUUGUUAUUAUGUGAUCGGUGAGUCGCGAGACAACGACGGAAAACGGGGAAGAAAGUCGAGAGAAAAUGCGGACCAACGUUUUCUGCUAUCUCAUCGUGGCGAUUCUCGCUGUUCUGUCGACGCUCGGCCGUUCAGAGAGCGACGAUGGAACGCAUUUGAAGGAGUGCGAUAUAUCGGCGCUUGAUAGCGAGCAGUGCGGUAAGAACCAGAGAUGUGUAAGCAUCAACAACGAGAAGUCGUGGUGCGAGUGCCAGCGAGAUUUUCAUUUAGUUAAUGGCGAAUGUAUUAGAAUUACAUCCGCGGCGGCGAGUAUCGACGCUACCACCCUUAAGCCAGAUCUUAAUUCCGAGUCAGGAGGAGGUAGCUCCGUAGCCGCCGGUCUACUAAUACCAACCUUCCUCGUAGUAGUCGGUGUACUACUGUAUUUCGGCGCGAGACGAUACAAAUGGCUGCAACGAUUUCGGCAGUACCGUCACAAUCGUUACGGCAAUGUCCUAGUCACGAGAGACGACGACGACGAUGACGAUCCGCCGAUAGCAUAAAUAAUAAAAGAGAAAGAGAAACAAAUUUUAUAAUGACGCGAACUGAUGCACACACCGCGUGUACAAAAGACGCACUUGACCAAAAGUUGAAACGCGAGGUUAAACAAGUGCAAUGUACGCUUUUCUUGAUAGUACAUACGUAGUUACGGGUGAUGAGUUCUAGUAGAGUUUGAUAUAUAUAUUUGAUCGGCGACACUUGUGUGUUUUACCUUUAGGAAAAUAUUACUAUGUAAUUUCAUGCAAGUAUCAGCAGAGAUGGUUCAACUACGAAAUGUAUGAGAGAUGAGAAGCGAGAUGAAUUACGAGGCCAAAUGCAAAGACGCACUCGCGCGAGUAAUUACGCUUUUAUAGACAGAAAUAGAUUAUUAUAUUUGUGGAUUGAUAUAAAAUAUAUGAA